AAUACGCAAUAUUUAAGAAUUUUGUAGACUUGGGGGUAAAAUUCAGAUCUUUUAUACGUCAUUCGAGGCAAUUAUAUCCCAAAUAAAUAACAAUAUUAGUGAUACAUUUGAUAAUCCUGAAAAAGAAACCGUUAUAAACUUCCAUGGUACCCGUAUUUGAACAUCCGAGUGCACAUUUGUCAUCUGUGUGUUGAACCACUCCCGUUUGCUCGGUUACCAAGAAUUCGCUCAGAUAAAUAGCUGCAAACAUGGCGGUCAACGUCUAUGCCACAAAUGUGACGAGCGAUAACCUCAGUCGACACGAUAUGUUGGCUUGGGUCAAUGACUGCCUCUCAUCCUCGUUCAGCAAGAUAGAAGAAUUAUGUACCGGAGCCGCCUACUGUCAGUUCAUGGAUAUGUUAUUCCCUGGCAGCGUACCUUUGAAACGAGUGAAGUUCAAAACUGUUCUGGAACACGAAUACAUACAGAAUUUCAAAAUACUCCAAGGAGGAUUCAAGAAAAUGAACGUUGACAAGAUUGUCCCUAUCGAUAGGCUUGUCAAAGGCAGAUUCCAAGACAACUUUGAGUUUCUACAAUGGUUCAAGAAAUUCUUUGACGCGAACUACUCGGGCACAGAACCUUAUGACGCCCUAUUAAUGAGGGGAAACGAAGCAAUGGGUGGUGGUGGAAGUACCGCACCUAGAGGGUCUGGUUUGAUAAAGCGUCAUACCCCUCGUGAAGCUCCGCCCAAGCCCAUUGGCCGAGCCGGUGAGGGACCUCCGUCUCCCCUUCAAGCGCCUACUUCGAAGCCAGUAGGCAAAGCUAUGCCCAAAGUCCAACGUCCAGCGCCAAAGCCAGCCGCUGUUGGUAGUCGCGGUGACUCUGGGAAAAUUGAAGAGCUUAGUGCACAGAUGAUGGAGCUCAAGAUAACUGUUGAUGGUUUGGAGAAGGAAAGAGAUUUCUACUUUGGUAAAUUACGAGAUAUUGAAGUUAUGUGUCAGGAUUGUGACAAUGGUGAGCCUCCGCAAAUUGUUCAGAAGAUCUUGGACGUUCUCUAUGCCACCGAGGAUAAUGGGAAUGGCCAGGAGGACGAAGAAGAGACCUAUUAGCAUCUCUUCUUGGUUAUGUUUCAUUUCCAUAGCAGGUCACUUACUUAAGGAUGGUUUUGCCCCGCCUGAAGAAGAGGAUGGUGAUGCGUUGGCACCUGGGGACGAGGAGGAAUACUAGCCUCGCUUGUAAGAUCAGAAUAUUACUAAGUGAAAUGCGUUUUUGUUUAUCUAGUUCACGAGCCAGUACCGCUACCUGUCACGUCAGUACACUACCCUGCAUAUUUUUUAAGCAUCAAGUUGUUUCAAUAUCACUUGAUAUUAAAUGUUUGUAUGUAUACUGCAUUUGAAUUAUCGUCAUAUGCAUUUUUUCAAACAAGUUUUGCUCGUAUGUUAAUAUGGAACUAUAAUCCACAAUCCAUUCACUCAAUCGCUCAGUCGCCCUUUGGAUGAACUUAAAUAAUCUUCUGUCAUUAGUUUCUUCUUAUUUCUAUAACUUGAAAACACCACAUGUUUUAACUUUUUUCUUUCAUCGUUGUUUUUUCUUUGAUUUUCCCCGAAUCAUUGAAGAUUAUGCUUUCACACUUUACAGUUCUGCAUUGAUAUCUUAAUGCCUUUAGUUCUAUGUAUACACAUAUGUACAUAUAUAUGUGUGUACAUAUGCAUAAUUGUAUUAUUCUGAAAACUAAAUUUCCAGCGACGUUGACAUAAAAAUCAUUGCAAAGCUAUGUUAUUGAAUGGACAAAGGAUUUUAAGCAAAUGAAAAAACAUGCGUAAAGCAAAGAGCAAAACGGUCGAAGGUUUGGAAGACAGCAAGCAAAACAGCAAAUCGAUACUCGAUUCACGUGGAUUAUUAUUUCAUGAAAGAGACUAAGAUCUUUACCGAAACUCUUCUGUCUCGUUGUUUGACAUUGGAUACAGUCAAUUUUUUAUCAAUUCGCCUACAGUAAACUAAAUUAAUGUGUACGACCCAAACUUGAUUCUAUUUUCAUUCACCUUUGAACAAAUUCGUAAUUUUCAACAAAAGAAAUCAUUGUAAUUGUUUUAGCCUUGCGUCAGUUUUUCUUUGUUACUAUAUCGUUAUCGUUUUUUGGACAAGAUGGAUCUAUAAAAAACUUCAUUUGGUUGGAAAUAUAGAGAUUUUAUAAUUAGCUCCAACUUGUCCUAUAACGGUCUCAGUUGACUAUUUUUAACACGUAGGUUCACACGUCAAUGUGCAACAGUUUACCCCAGUACGUGGUUCUGUGAGAAAAAAAAAUAUAAUUAAAAAAAUUUUCACACCUUUUUAUUAAUUCGCGUUUCUUCAAUUGAACAUUUUAGCUUCUAAUAUUAAACACAGUGUGUAAAAAACAAUUGAAACAUUUUUUGAGCGACUUUCAAUUUGAUCGUAUGAUUUGAUCUGAGUAUUUAGCAAUGAAUCAGGUCUCAUAACAGGGGCACUCAGAACUUAGUCUCUGUAUCAAAGUGCCAUCAAGCCUAAAAAUCGAGACGUUAAAAUACGGUGAUGUUUAUCAUCCGAUCUAGUUCAAUGUCAUCUAUAAGUUGUAACGCACUUUGAUGAUAGAGGACAUCGAAAUCGUAAAUAUAACAAAAAAACAAUAAAGGUUUAAGCUCAACAAAUGCAUGAGAAAUUGUCUUAUGCACAAAGAAAUAGGGAAAUGUAAUAAUAUCACGUUGCAAACAUUUCUAAUGUUUUAUAGAAUCAAUCAUUAUGUGCGGAGUUGAAUGGUUCUUUGAUCAUAGGAUUCUGAGAUAAUAUAAUUAUAUUACUAUCGUCUGAUUAGGGUUAAUUCUCUUUGAUAUUAAGUAUCCAUAAUUAAUUUUAACUCUGCGAGAAAUAUAUUGGCUUCAGCUAUAUUUCAUCGCAAUUUAUCAUUAUGAUAUUAGCGAAAUUAAUUCAAAAUUACAAUUUGAAAAUAUUCAAUGAAGUCAUGUUGGGUUGUGAACGCUUGUGUGGUUUAUAAUUGAAUAUUCAGCAUAAAUGUUCAUAUUUUUAAUACAUUCAUCAAAAUUACUUGUGUCGUGGUUUUAUAUUUUAUCCCUGUGCGUUAAUUCUGCUAAUAAAAUUCGUGCUGUGAUUCAAAUUGAAGAGAAAAAAUCGGGCCAAAUCAUUAGGUACAUGAUUUUUUUUUGUCAAAAAUGAUCAUAUUACUACUAUUACUAGACUUGAAAGGAGCUUACAAGAAUCUUGCAGCUUAAUGUUAAAAUUGAGUGGCAAUACAAUUAUGAAAGUGCGCUUUGCAAUUACAUUCGCACACGCCUGAAUAUCGCUAUCAACUAAUAAGAUAAUGGUACGCAUUUCUGUACCCAUCCAUAACUUGACCUCUGCAAUGAUUCAUAAUGAUGUUGGACAACCAACGUUAAAAGUAAAAUGAUGUUCAAAAAUUGGAACAAUAAAACCUGAAUAAAGUUUGUUGAAAUGUUGGA
This is a messenger RNA of Athalia rosae (coleseed sawfly), 3452 nucleotides long. RefSeq names its product microtubule-associated protein RP/EB family member 1 (gene Eb1). Bases 249 to 1088 code for a protein of 279 amino acids. Gene Ontology annotation, biological process: regulation of microtubule polymerization or depolymerization; protein localization to microtubule plus-end; spindle assembly. The transcript has 8 exons. Gene Ontology annotation, cellular component: microtubule plus-end; cytoplasmic microtubule; spindle midzone. The record is from RefSeq and is a predicted model, not a curated record. Gene Ontology annotation, molecular function: microtubule plus-end binding. NCBI's taxonomy places the organism in Eukaryota, Metazoa, Arthropoda, Insecta, Hymenoptera, Athaliidae.